UCACAAUGCGUUUGUGAGAAUAAUUGUUGCGCAGUUAUAAACAAGAAUGUGUUAUUAUUCACUGUUUUGUAGUAAUUUUGUCAGAAAAACAUUGUCCCCUGCCGUGCUCCAUACUUGCCCCUACCUCUGCGCCUCAGAGGCUAAAGAUGGCUGAAGCUCAUCCGUGGCCUAGCCGCUUCUUCUGUCACAGAUGCUCCGCAGAAAUUAGCCCUCGCCUUCCCGAGUACACAUGUCCAAGAUGUGAGUCAGGGUUUAUUGAGGAGCUGCUGGAAGAAAGAAGUGCUGACAAUGGCUCCAUGCCUACUAUCUCCAGCGGGCCACAAAACCAGCAACCAUUUGAGAAUCCAGACCAGCACUUGUUUACAUUCCCUUCGGGCUAUGGCCAGUUCUCGCUGAGUGUCUUUGACGAUGCAUUCGAUUUUGGGACCGGACUCCGAGAGGAAGACAACCGGGAUGCGGAAAACCGCAGAGAAAGGGAGAACGCAUCGCGACAACGAUAUAGCGCCAGGCAACCGAGAAGUCGUCAAGGUUCGAGGCGGCAGACAGGCAGGCAUGAAGGAGUUCCGACUUUGGAAGGAAUAAUUCAGCAGCUUGUUAAUGGAAUCAUUGCCCCCACUGCAAUGCCGAAUAUUGGCAUUGGACCCUGGGGCGUUCUUCAUUCAAAUCCAAUGGAUUAUGCGUGGGGGGCUAAUGGGUUAGAUGCUAUUAUAACACAGUUAUUAAACCAAUUUGAGAACACGGGUCCUCCGCCUGCUGAUAGAGAUAAAAUAAAAAAUCUGCCUUCUGUCCACAUUACAGAGGACCAAGUGGCUUCAGGACUGGAAUGUCCAGUGUGUAAAGAAGAUUACAGUGUGGAAGAAAAUGUGAGGCAGCUACCGUGCAAUCACAUGUUCCACAACGAUUGCAUUGUACCCUGGUUGGAGCAGCAUGACACGUGUCCAGUGUGCAGGAAAAGCUUGAGUGGACAAAACACGGCCACCAACCCUCCAGAACUAUCAGGGAUGAACUUUACCUCCUCUUCUUCCUCGUCAUCCUCCUCGUCCUCCUCCACCCCUCAAUCCUCUAGCUCCACCAUUAACGAUAACGCUACAGACAACUCGUAGGGAAGAUUUCUUCUCAUCCGUCCUUACCACUUUUUGAGCCGUGUCGAGCUCGCAGGCAUCAGAAAGGAUGGUGCACCUGUUUCUCUCUGACGUAGGGUAGACAGCCCAGGUGCAUCUAAAAAAAAAAAUUAAAAAGAGCCUGGUAAGUGAGAUGUGAGGUCCAAUGCAAUUCUGCUGGGCCAGUGGCUCCUGUUUUUUGGGGUUUUUUUUCCAUCAGGGAUCCAAACAGAAAACAGGGGGAGGCCAUAGGAGGAGGGAAGCGUCUGUCCGAGACAAUGUGGGGAUGACUCUUCAUGCAGGACAAAGAUUUUGAAAGUGAACUGUUUUUGCCUGUGUGAAACGCAAAAAAGAAAUGUACAUUUAUCCUGUUUUUAUGAGUCCCAUUGAUAUAUAAUUAAUGACCUACCAUGCACUCAAGUGCACUGUUUACGUGUGCACUUCAUUUUUCUUCAUGGUUUUUGUUUUUGCAACUACUUCAUCGCGAGGGCUCCCACCCCGUUUUACCAUUAGACCCAAAUGGAUUUUGAAGUGAAAGCGAUUUUAAAAAAAAUAUAUUUUAACUGCAAGACUAAAAAAAGUUCCAAUCCUCCUGGCAAUUUGAAGCAUUAAAGUUAAUUUGUGCAUUUUAACUUAAGCGGAAAAUGUAGAUAUUUUCUCAGGUUGCUAAUUGAUUUGCAGUAUGAUCGUGUAUGAAGAAUAUGAGAAAAUAAAGAUGUUUUGGUGAAAACACUCAAAAAUAA
Nerophis ophidion (straightnose pipefish) is the source of this 1843-nucleotide messenger RNA. It is a transcript of the gene rnf126, whose product is annotated as ring finger protein 126. Gene Ontology annotation, cellular component: cytoplasm. The transcript has 9 exons. The record is from RefSeq and is a predicted model, not a curated record. Bases 147 to 1103 code for a protein of 318 amino acids. NCBI's taxonomy places the organism in Eukaryota, Metazoa, Chordata, Actinopteri, Syngnathiformes, Syngnathidae. Gene Ontology annotation, biological process: protein ubiquitination. Gene Ontology annotation, molecular function: ubiquitin protein ligase activity.